AUGACCAAUUUUCAACAUCCUUUGACUUUUACUUUUGGCAUUUUAGGAAACCUCAUAUCCCUCAUGGUGUAUCUUGCUCCUGCGCCAACGUUUUACAGGAUCGUGAAUCAAAGAUCGACCGAAGGGUUUCAGUCGUUACCAUACGUCGUGGCUCUAUUCAGCUCGAUGAUUUGGAUAUAUUACGCUACUCUUAAAACCGAUGCGACCCUUCUCAUCACUAUUAACACCGUUGGUUGUGUCAUCGAGACUCUUUACAUUGCCAUAUACAUCGCUUACGCCCCCAAGAACGUUAAGAUUCAAACUACGAAGCUGGUUGUGUCGUUGAACUUUGUGGGAUUUUGGGUGAUCGCGCUUUCGACUCACUACCUAGCGGAAGGACCAACCCGAGCCGAGAUUCUUGGUUGGAUAUGUUUGGUCAUUUCUGUUAGCGUAUACGCAGCACCUCUAAGCAUCAUGAGAAAAGUGAUACAAACAAAGAGUGUAGAGUUCAUGCCAUUUGGGUUGUCAUUUUUCUUGGUUUUGAGUGCUAUUAUGUGGUUCUUCUAUGGCUUACUUCAAAAGGACAUCUAUAUUGCACUUCCGAACAUAAUAGGUUUCAUCCUUGGCGUACUCCAGAUCGUAUUAUAUCUGGUUUACAAGAAUUCUGGCAAGAAAACCAGUGGCGUAGAGGAAAAACUGCCGACUUCUGUUCCAACUUUCGAGGCACGUCCGGUCUGCAGUACCUCUAAACAUGAUGCAAACAGAGAAAUCAACAUAAAAGAUCAGACUGUGACGCUGAAAUGCAUCAAAGAAGAGGAUAUAGAAUCUCGGAUCAGUGAAUUACCAUCAGGGGUUUGUAGAACAGAACCCCCCAAUGAUUCGAUCGAAGAUGUUGUGAAAGAAGAUGUGAUCCUCGAGGCAUCAACGGGUUGUACUUCUAUGGUGCAACCCGUUGAUGCAUUCAGUUACUGCAACAAAAGGAAAAGCAUGGAGCCACCUAACCAAGUUUAUCUUAUAGAAAGUGGAGUUUAA
Molecule: messenger RNA, 1011 nt
Organism: Cynara cardunculus var. scolymus (artichoke)
Lineage: Eukaryota; Viridiplantae; Streptophyta; Magnoliopsida; Asterales; Asteraceae
Product: bidirectional sugar transporter N3-like
Exons: 6
Coding region: 1-1011 (336 amino acids)
Biological process (GO): carbohydrate transport
Cellular component (GO): membrane
Molecular function (GO): sugar transmembrane transporter activity
Source: RefSeq, a predicted model, not a curated record